AUGAAUAUGGAUGAAUCAAUUUUAAAUCACUUGUUUCUUCCACAUUAUCUACCGUCUUCUGCUGAUGAUGAUUUUUUAAUUAAAUCCAAUCAUCAACAUGAAUACAGGAUAUUAGAAUAUAUGAAAGAAUAUUUGAAUGUUAUCGAAUCGGUAAAUGAUACGAAGAAAUUACCAAUAUUUCAAGUGCUUAACAAUUAUUGUCUUAAAGAUUGGUCUGUGUUACAGAACUCUCAAAACUUUUCCGAAUCGAAUUUACAAUCAAUUAUUGAGCAAUUACAGCCAGGAAGUUUUCUUCCACUAUAUUUUAAUGCUCAAAAUGCUGCUAUUCUUAUUGAAAUUGAAGAAAACAACAUUGAUCAACCAUUGGUUUCAUCUUGGCAAGUCUUAUUACCAACUACAGAAAUGACUUCUUCUCUUGUUCCGCAUCUUUCUCGCUUUCCAGUAGCAAAUUAUAGAUUAAACGAUCGAUCUCAGUUGACUUCCCAAGCUCACUGUGAAUUGUUAGUAGAUUUUAUGUAUAACACCAUUGAAUAUUCCAAAUCGAACAAAGCUUCUCGGGAAGUCGAUGAAAUACGUGAUGUACCGGAAUCUCAUUAUGUAUGUCAGUGGUGGAUUCAACAGUUUCAAGGAAUUAAAAUCGAAAACAAUUCCAAUAUAUCCAUUGAAUUCAAGAAAAAACAUCGUGAUCAUGUCAGAUGGAAUAAUGCCAAGUUACCUUUUCGACGUUCAGGUUUAUGGCUGACUAUCAAAGUAGUCUUUCAUAUUAUUCUAACCAAACGUUUGGGACACAUUGGUACCAUUGUUUAUAAAUUGUUGAUUACUCGUUUUCUUACAUAUGUUAUUUGCAAAACAUAUUCUACAAUAUCCACUGAUUUAUUAAUUCAUUGCAUUCGAAAAAUCGUACGAAGAUUGAAUAAAAUCGAAAAUUUUCUAUUCUCUUUAAAUUUAAAUGAUGCAAACGAAUGGGUACAAUAUACGAAACAAGAAAUAUAUAUGAAAAUUAAUCAAAUUCUUCCAAAAUCAGAUUGGCAAAAAUUCAUUCAAAAUAAUGAAAAACCAAAUCAUAAAGUGUUGAUGACCAACUUCGAUUUGAAUGAUGCUAAUAUUUGUCAACAUGUGUGUCAAGAAUUAAAAGCUUAUAUGAGUAAUCAGAACCUGAGCGAAAUGUUUGAAUUUUCUUCAGGUGUUAACAAUUAUGACGAUUACAGUGACAUUAAUCAAGAUGAUUACAUACCGUCGAUUAAAGAAUUAACAGAACAAUUCAAUUAUACUAUUGGAAUAGCCUUGACUCGUAUAGAAAUUUGGGUUGAAUCACGUUUAAACCAAUGGAUUAAUCGUCCAACAGGAUCUCAGUAUGAGAGAAAUCGCUUUGAAAUUUUAUUAAACUUCUUCGAAGAAUAUCAGAAUGAAGCAUUGAAUCAUUAUUGGUCAGAAAAGGGUACAACAGAUCCGAUCGGUUAUACUCGAUUUACUCUAACAUCAUUAACGAUUAUUCGCUCAAUGCAUCAAAAAUUAUGUAAUGAUCCAAAAUUUGAACGAUUAAAACUACAUUCUAUUGAUAUUCCAAAUCUUAUCAAGCUGUUCGAAUUUUUGAUUUUACCGAAUCGAGAAGAUAUGAUUCGUGUUCGUGAUCUCAGGGAUUAUUUUAAUGACUUUAGCCAUAAAACAUACCCUGAUCUUUUAACAAAUAUAGAUUAUGUUGAUGCAUUCGGUGUAUAUUAUGCCUCUCAGUCAUCGACAAUGAACGAAAGUAUACAGAUAAUUAGAGCUCAGGCUGAAUGGGAUAAACAAAAGAAAAUACAGGAAGUCACAGAUGCGAAAGAAAGAUACACAAGUCUUAUGAAUUCAAUAAGAGGUCUUUCUUGCUCAUGUGAUUAUGGCAACCGUUAUUAUCGGAAAUGUAACAGAUGUGUCACUAAGGAACACGCUGAAAGCAUUCGAGUAAGCAUCUACGAAUGUCCAUUACCAUCCAAACAUGAGAGUGCAUUGGCUGUUAUUUUUGAAUUACAAAUGCCCAUUGAAAUUCGAAGCUAUCGUGAUGUCAUCUGGCAAUUUCUGAAUCGACCAAAACCGCACCCGGAGCAUCAUAUGUAUGAAUGGUUGAGUGUUCCUCCUCAUAAAGACAAGUUAGGACCGUUCUAUAUCAAUUCAAAUCACUGUAAAGUAAAAUUAGUGUCCUCCACAAAGUCUGUAACACAAAGCCAUUAUUCCUAUCCACCAUUCAUUGGUUCUGCAUCUAUCGAAUCCUUUUUGUACGAAAAUAGUUUGGAAGUUCAAAUCUCACCACCAAAAGCAAUUGAAUUCGAUGAUGAAUGUCACAUACUAACACCCCAAUUUGGUCAUCCAGGUUACAAGCCGUUACAAUUCACAAUAAACACCACAGAAUUUGUUCAAAAUCAUGUGAUUGCUAAAUUAUCUGAUUGUUCAGUACGAAUGAAACCUACUCAGUUUCUAGAAUUCGGUUCAUUUAGAUCAGGUCAUCGUUUACAAUGGUGGAAUCUCUUGGCAUUAUUUGAAAUGGACUCAUUGCCGAUUGCUGAAGAGAGUGUAACAAUGCUAAUUAUGCAUUCAAUAUUACAAUAUGGUCCACGAACAAUGGAUGGAAGUUCAAUCUAUAAUUCUUGGUGUUCGGAAGCCCAUGAGCAAUUAUUCGAAGAUCAUUUUAUUGAUGAAUUAGUUACGAGAUUAGAUCGUCGUUUAGACGAUUGUGAAUUAAAUUGGCAAAAUGAAUUGGUAUUAGUAAUCGUUACGAUAAUUACUAUGAGAAUUUUAACGAUUUGUAAUUCAACAAGACAAAAUAAGAUCGUUGAUUUGGCAAUAAAAUGUCGUAGAAUCGGUGAAAAAUGGAUUGAUCUCAUUUCGAAGAAUAUUCAAACGAUAUCUUCUUCAGCUUUCAAUGAAAUAGAAAUACUUCGUCUGAAACUUGUUAUUGUUGGUAUUUCAUGCAUCUUAACAUUUUCAACUAAUUCAGAUCGAAUACAUUAUUUAUUAUCAUCGAAUGAACAUAUUGUAUCUUUACUAAAAUCUGCAACUACAAUUCAUGAUAAUAUUAUUUUAAACAAGAAUCAAUCUAAUAUGAGUACAUUUGUAAGAAAUAUUAUGAGAUAUAGCGAACGUAUCUUAGUAAUGAUACAGCCAACAAUUGCUAAAUUUCUUCAAGAAACUUCCUAUCAAAGUUUCAAUGAUUUUGCUGCGAUCUAUUGGGCUGUCAUUAGAAGCAAAGGUACUAUGAAUGGCGAAUGGAAAAAACGUAAACAAGAUUCUUAUGAUGGUUGGUAUGAUUGUCUAUAUGAAUCAAGAAUUAUAUCAAUUGAUUGUAUCCGAGGAACAUUUUUAGUCGAUGGAAUGACUAUAGGUUUUUUACCUGAAAAAAUAACAAAGAAUGAACUAUUUGUACGUGUAUUUGACGAUCAUAUUUUUGAAGUUCAAUUGGCUGAAUCACCUAAAACUUAUAUUAGUAAACAUUCGUAUCAUGGCAAUGGACGAGUUCAAUAUGAAUUUUAUUUCAAUGAUCAAAUUAAACAUUUGACAAUUACUGAACGACAUCUACAGACAAAUGAGUUAUUUCAAUUGAUUACUUACAAUUGUUUUCAGACUGAACUACCAGAUACUUUUGUCUCCAAACACAGCCAUUGGAUGAACAUACAAAAGGAGAUAGUCGAAUUUCGACCUAUUUGUUUUAAGGAACCUGAUUUUUUAGAUAACAAACCAUACAUGCUAUCAUUGGAAACAGGAUGCGUUACUUCUACCAUAGAAAACAAUACGCAAACUUUAGUUAAUCAAUCAUCAACAUUCUUUCAAAAUUUAUUCAACCGAUACUUUAAUCGUCUGGAUGAUAAGCCCUAUGUUUACAUGAUGCGUGACAAUAUUUCGGAGCCCGAUAUAAUUAUUCACAUCCAUUUAUCUCGUUUAGGAAUUGCUUUUGAAUACAAUGCUACAACCAAUAUUAUAAAAUCUCGCGAAUAUUCAGAUAUGUGCAUCGAUGAAGAUCAAUGGUUAGGAACAUUAACAGGUUUGACGUCUGGUCUUCUCUUAUCACCAUUGCCAGCCAAUAAUUACCGAUUAGAUCAUUAUCCAUACCGAAAAUUGAUUGUACCUUUUGGCACGAUUCAAAGUGAAAGAAAUCCGUCCACGAAUCAUCAAACUGUUACUAUAGAUCGAUCAUCAUCAAUAUCGUUUCCUCAAAAAUAUUUUGUUUUCAUUCUCAAUGAUCGAUUAAAGAUACUUCAAUCAACAGAUAGUCCUACUGGAUGGCUUUAUUUAGCAUUGUUACAUGCAAUGACUUCUCAUCCUUUACCAGAUCAAUAUACUAGAAUGACUGGAAUGGAACGAGCUUUUCAAUUACUAAAUUCAGCUGGUUGUUGGUCGGAUCAACCAUUUGAUGCAGUUUCUUUAAAUAUUCUUGGUCAAAUUGCAUCCAUUUCACCGAAGGUUAAUUAUUACCCAGAGCACCUGACUUGUAUGGAAAAAAUAGACUGGAAUUCAAAUGGUUUACCCUAUUCGAUGCAACAUUUUGGUUAUUAUUUAAUAGCAAAAAAACUAAUCGACAGUAGUCAACUAUUCAAUUUUAUGUAUCCAUCACUGAUGUCAAAUGAGACGCCGAAACUAUUUGAAGGAAAAAUAUACAAUGAAAUGUUAUUGAAAAAACUAUAUUGCGAUUAUCGAGAUUCAUAUAAUCCAACAGCUAGAUUAUCUACAGAGUUGGAGGCUGACAUAUUGGAUACUGGCUCACCGACAUUAUAUCAUCCGGCUUCGGAAUAUUGUUCGCAUAUCACUAGCUACAGUGCUGUUCGUCUUGUAGAUGAUCUAUAUAACAAUGGAGAUGUAGAUCUUAGAGACUUUUCGAAACAACAUUGGUUACCAUUGUCUCAAUGGCUGGCUGUUGAAAAUAAUUUGAAAAAUGUUUGGAUUGGUUUAUUAAAAAUGGCUGACCAUCUUAAAACAGAAGCAGCUGGCAAUAAUACAGAUGACAUUGAACAAUUCGAAUGCUUGCUAGAUUUUCUCCAUUAUAUUUCUGACAAAUGCAAAAUCAAACCAUUUUAUCUGCAAAUGUUAAAGGCAGUAUUGAAUGUGCCUACCGUAUUCCUAAUAUCUGUUACAUUUCCUCCAUUUAUUUUUUAUCAAAAUAUCGAAGAAACUUGCCUUGUAAAAGAGCAUAUCCAACUUGGUCGAUGCCUUACUUCCAGAGAAAAGAAUAAAAUUCUAGAAGAAGUUGAAACAUGUUGGUGGAGAAAUCAAGAAUAUACAGAUGUUAAUGAAUUAGCAACUUUUAGUGAAAAAACUGAGAUCAACAAAUUAUUGAAAUCGUGGCGAUCGAACCAAAUACUUCGAUCCUUUUUAGAAGUCGUUCAACGUCUCAUUUCUUCCGUCCCAAUAGAACAGUUUAAUACCAAAGCAUCAUAUAAUCCUCAGCAGUUUGCACGUGAACUAUCCAAAGAUCACUAUCAAAUACAAAUCAAACUUACAGACAAAUCGAUCAAUCCAACAUUUUUACAAAAUGCAGAACAAAAAUUUCAUCAUUUCAAUUCAGGUCAUUUUAAUAAAUCAACUAAAUCUGUUCAAACAACUGAUCGGCAAAAUGCUUUUCCACAAGAAAUUUUUCCUUCUAUCACCAAUCAACACAAUCCUCUAAAUGAAAUUGCCAAUUAUUUUAAAAAUCAAUUAUUUGAAAGUUGGAACAAACUUCUUGCGGACAGAGAAUACGAAAAAGAAGAUCCUUCAAUUAAAGAAAUCAUUCAACUUCUCGAUUCUUUUCGAGAAGAAUCUAUAAUGUUCUGGAAUGAACUUUUCAAUUCUAUUACAUUAUCCAAUGAACAAUUAUUUGACACAGGCCUACUUUUAAGAAUCACACCAACAACUCUCAUCCCUCUACUUCAAGAAAAAAAUCUUUAUCUAGAAAAAUCAUUAUCAUUUCUAUUGACUAAAGAUCAAUGUACAAUACUCGGUGGUAUUAUUGUCAAUUGGACAUUAGAACAACAAAUGGAAAGAACUUUACAUUUUGCCAUUCAUGAAAAAUGGGAAGAUUUUAAAAAAGAAAUAUCCCAUAUACCACAUUCAAAUUGGAAACCAUCUGAACAUAUUUCUUGGCUUAUCUUGGAAUUAGAAAUGAAUAUAACUAUUCGAGAAAUUCAAAUAAAAGUAGCACAACAUAUGAUAGAACCAAAUAUAAAAACAGAUGAUUCAACAGUAAGAAAUAUAGUCAUGCAAAUGAAUAUGGGUGAAGGAAAAACCUCAGUCAUUUUACCAAUGUUAGCUGUUUAUUUAUCUUCAUCAAAUUCUAGUUUAGUUCGUAUUAUCGUACUUAAAUCAUUAUUUCCAACAAAUUAUCAAUCAUUACGAUAUAAAUUAGGUGGUUUACUUAAUCGACGUAUUUUUCCAUUUGCAUGCCGUCGUGAUAUGAAUUUUAAUAAUCAACAAAUCAAACAGAUUUUCGAACGUUUUGAACAAGGAUUACGUAAUUAUGAUAUUAUAUUAACUUCACCAGAAGAUAUUCUUUCGUUUGAUUUACUAACUAUUGAUAAAUGUCGACGAAAUGAAUUCGAUGUUGGUUGUUCUAUGUUAACAGUUCAACGAUGGUUAAAAAAAUAUGUUCGUGAUGUAUUAGAUGAAUCUGAUGAAAUUUUACAUGUUAAAUAUCAACUAAUCUACACUGUCGGUGGUCAACAACAAGUUGAUGGAGGUGCAGAACGUUGGAAAACUAUUCAAAUAAUUCUUAAACUAGUCAAAAAACAUGCUGAAGAUAUUUCAAAAUGUUUCAACGAAAAUGUUUGUUAUAAACCAUCUGAACGAAAAAGUGCUUUUCCACAAUUUCGUUUACAAUCACAUGAACCAUUUCCAUUACUCUGUGAAAAAAUUGCAAAUGAUUGGAUUGAUAGUAGAAAUUAUCGUUAUACAGAUAAACCAAUUAUUUUAUCAUUUAUUUUAGAAACAAAUUCAUCAAUUGAAUAUGUCGUUAAUAAAUUUUCACGUCUUGAUAUUGAAUUAUUUCUUAUUGUUCGUGGUUUAUUAUCAUCAGAAGUUUUAUUAGUUGCUUUUAAAAAACGAUAUCGAGUUAAUUAUGGUGUUAAUCCAAAGCCUUCUUUUAAUCGUUUAAUGGCUGUACCAUUUCGUGCAAAGGAUGUUGUAGCUGAUAGAACUGAAUUUGGUCAUCCAGAUGUUGCCUUGGUAUUAACACAACUCUCAUAUUACUAUUCAGGUUUAAAUGAUGAACAAUUAUCUCAAUGUUUUAAUCGUUUAAAUGAAGAAGAGACUGAUCCAACAUCAAUUUAUGAUCAAUGGAUUUUAUAUGAAAAUGAAAAUAACAUACCAACAAGUAUUAAACAAUGGAAUGGAGUUAAUUUAGAAGAUUAUCAACAACGAAUUAAUUUUCUCUUUCCUAUUUUUCGAUAUAAUAUGUUAGUUAUUAAUUAUUUUCUUGAUUAUUUUGUAUUUCCUCGAGAAGCCAAACAGUUUCCAUAUAAAUUAGUUUCUUCUGCUUGGGAUUUAUCUUCAUCUUUACGAUCAAAAAUUAUCACUGGAUUUAGUGGAACUAAUGAUACACAAUUAUUACUUCCUGUUCAUAUUCGUCAAUAUGAUUUACCAGAACUUCAAAAAACAGAUGCAAUUGUUGUUAAUAAUUUAUUACAACCGGAAAAUGAAAAUUAUCAAUUUUUACUAAUCAAUGAGACAUCAGAAAAUAUUUUAAAUCAAAUUGUAAACUACAAAGAAACUAUUAACGUUAUUUUAGAUGUUGGAGCAUUAUUCAUUGAUGGAACCAAUCGAGAUAUUGCUAUUAAAUGGUUGAAUCUAUCCGAUAAAAAUAAGAUUGAUUAUGUUGUUUAUUUUGAUUCAGAUUCAAUUGUUGUUUAUGAUCGUCAAUAUCAUGAUUAUCCAUUUGUAACAUCUCCAGCAAGUGAACGAUUAGAUCGUUGUAUAUUUUAUUUAGAUGAAAUUCAUACUCGAGGAACUGAUUUAAAAUUUCCUAGAGGAUUUAAAGCUGCUGUAACAUUAGGAAAUGGUUUAACAAAAGAUCGUUUUGUUCAAGCAUGUAUGAGAAUGAGAAAAUUAGGUCAUGGUCAUUCAUUAACAUUUUGGAGUUCAUAUGAAGUUCAUCAACAAAUUCAAACAUUAAAAAUAAAGGUUCUUAUUCAAAAUCAAGAAGAAAAUAAUAAUUUCAUUAAUUUGAUUGAUAUUCUUCGUUGGGUCUAUGAAAAUACUCAACAAUCAACUUGGGAUGGUUUACAUCAUUGGUCUACACAAAGUUUAAGUUUUCAAAGAAAAUUUUUUGCAUUUCGAUAUAUUGAUUGGAAUGAUGAUCAACAAAAAUUUACGGACGUAUUAAUGGAAGAUUUAGCUAAAGAAUGUUCAGAACCUGAAAUAAUUGAACUUAUAAGUAUGUAUGGUGCUUCAAAAAAACUACAAACAUUAUUCGAGAUUCAUCAUAAUCGAUAUGAGCAGAUUCAUCAUCAUUUAUCGAAAGAAAUUAAAGAUGCAGUAUUAAAACGAUUACAAGAUUAUGGUGGAACAAAGCAACGUUUAUCACAAUUGUUAGAUGAAGAACAACAAAGAGAAUUAGAACAAGAAUUAGAAGAAGAACGUCAACAAGAACGUCCUCCACCUGUCAUUCCAUGUAAACCUAUACUACAUGAAGAAAUACAGAGAUUGUGUGAUAUGCAUAGUGCUAUGAUGAAUUUAAAACAAUUUCCUAAUGUAUUUCAUCAUUUACCACAUGCUUUCACUGACACAACAUUUGUCAAUGAUUGUCAAGCUAACAAUUGGCAAAAAAAAUUUUGGAUUUCAACUGAGUUUCAACGUGUAAUUGCGACCAAAGGAGAAUCAUUAAAUCCAUUUUUACGUCCUCCACGAUGGAUCGUUAUCUACCGUAACCAACAAUUAAUUUUUGUUAGUGCUUUUGAAGCCAAUUGGUUGAUAGGUCGUUUAAACUUUCUUUAUCACAAACGACAAUCCAAUAAUCUAUUGAUCACGACAUUACGUUUAUUAUUACCUCGUAUCAAACGAGUGCAAUCAAUUUUUGUUAAUACGCCAAGUCUUACAAUUCCUCCAUCAAUUGGACAUCCCAAUGAUGCUGUUCCUUUCUUCAUACCACUCGAAUGGUUGGUUCAAUUAUUUAUUUUUAAUGGCUCUAUUUACUUUGAAACAGUUGAUGAGCAAACAGCUUAUUGUCAAUGUUUAAGUUUAUGUCCAAAACCGCGAACGAUGGAGGAAGAAGAAGCAUUUAAAAACGGUUGGAUUGCUGUAGAUGGAUUUGUUAGUAAUACUAAACAUCGCCAUGAUUUAAAAAUGCAUAAAGUUCGAUUUGGUGACAAUCUACUAACAUUUGUCAAACAAAUAAUUGAAAAUCGAAAUAAUUCACAUGCAUCUAUGACAUCACAUGUUGGGAGUAUUAUUCUCAAUUCAUUCAAACUUAUUUAA
Molecule: messenger RNA, 9411 nt
Organism: Rotaria sp. Silwood1
Lineage: Eukaryota; Metazoa; Rotifera; Eurotatoria; Philodinida; Philodinidae
Source: the annotation of a GenBank genome assembly